AUGAAUCUAAAGGCUUACAUUUAUCUAUUUUGUCUACUCUGCUUGCUGCAUUCGGCAGAUGCUAUUUGUGCUGAAAAUGAUUAUGUUUUAAGCGCAUCUGCAAACAACUUACAGUUUUGUUCAGAAAUUAUUCAAGAAAAGCCAAGUAUUGUUUCCGUAUGGUUUACAAUUGGUUUUAAUUUAACACAACAUUUUGGUUAUUUUUGCUUUACGUUGGUUACCAUUAGUGUCGCCAGCGGAAACAAGGAAACAAUGGAAAGCAAUUUUCACCGCGUAAACAUUACCGACUAUACAGAACUCACUGAUACGAACAAUAGUUUAACUAUUAAAGAAUUAAAUCCUGGUCAGCAUGAGAUUUGUGUUCAGUUUUUAGAUCGAGUAACAAUGUUCAUCUAUGUGCCACGUGAUGGAUGUCUCAGGAUACAAGUGGGAAUUAUUCCUCCUUCAUUUAAACAGGAUUCUACAUCACAAUUUAUUAUUUUAACUGGUACAAUUGUUCUCUUUUUUAUAAUGGGUCUUCUUGUACAAAAUCACAAAAGUAGGCGAGAUCGAAAGCAGCAUGAGUUGGAAUUUGACGAUGAGACCGAUACACGAACGCGAUCAUAUACAAAUGCAUCAACUUUAUCGAAACGAACUAAUUUUCUCAAAAACUUAUUUCAUAAACAUAUUGAUCAACCAGAAUUGACGAAAGUGCAAUUAUGGGCAAAGUCGAGAUAUCGGCAUCGUUUAUCAGCAGAUAUUUCUCCUCAACGAGAAUUAAAUAAUACAAGAAGUCGAAAACACCAUCGCUCACAUCAAGUAAAUAUCCCGACCAUAAGUGAUGGUCAACAUAGUACAUCAUUGUCAUCGCGUUACUCUAUUGAGUCAGAGAGCGAUAAUAAAAAUAGAAUAACAUUCGCUCCAUUGUCACCAAUAACAGAGUUUGAGAAUGAAAGCGAGAGGGUGUAA
Didymodactylos carnosus is the source of this 948-nucleotide messenger RNA. Lineage: Eukaryota; Metazoa; Rotifera; Eurotatoria; Philodinida; Philodinidae. The record is from the annotation of a GenBank genome assembly.